Acyrthosiphon pisum (pea aphid) is the source of this 4971-nucleotide messenger RNA. RefSeq lists its product as uncharacterized. The coding region runs from base 1 to 4971 and encodes 1656 amino acids. The record is from RefSeq and is a predicted model, not a curated record. Lineage: Eukaryota; Metazoa; Arthropoda; Insecta; Hemiptera; Aphididae. The transcript is spliced from 3 exons. Gene Ontology annotation, molecular function: nucleic acid binding.
AUGCCUAAUGAAAAUAACGAAUUGGCUGCUUUCGUUCUACGCCGUGGACAGAUAAAAGCACAACUCACUCGUUUUCAGACAUUUCUAAAUGAGCCAAAGUCCGAGAUCAAAACGCAAUUAAGAUUAAGGGCUGAGAAAAUUCGCGAAGCAUGGAGCGAAUUCGACGCAAUUCAAAACAAUAUCGAAAUGUUAGACGUUAUAAAACUCAAGCCGUUAGAGAUUCCUACAUUUUCGGGAAAGUUCGAGGAUUGGGUUACAUUUCAAGACAUAUUUUGCGCAUUGGUACACACAAAUAAAUCAAUAACAGAUAUUGAAAAAUUUUGUUAUUUAAGAAAUGAACUAGAAGGUGAAGCUAGUUCAUUAAUUAAAAAUUUAGAAACAUCGUCAACAAAUUACGAAAUUGCGUGGAAAAUAAUUACAACGAGGUACAACAAUACUCGAAUGUUAAUCCAAACACAUACGAAGCGCAUAUUCGAUUUGGAGCCGAUUAUCAAAGAAUCGGCUAUUAAGUUAAAAAACUUAACCGAUUCACUAAAUGCACACAUUCAAGCAUUAAAAGCAUUAAAACAUGAUCCGUACAAUUGGGGUGCAUUGCUACUUCAUGUAAUUUAUACAAAACUUGACACAAAUUCAAUACGUCAGUGGGAAGUGGAAGUGUUGAGAGACGACUUACCGAGUGUGCAGUCAAUGAUGGAGUUCCUGGGAAAGAGAUGUCAAAUGUUGGAGUCAGUCGAAAAUGCAAAAUUGUUAAUAUUCAAGCAAAAUGAUUCAAAUUAUUCGUCAACCAAAACCUCAAAAUUUGGAACCUCGAAAAAAGGGGCAUCGACAUUUCUAACAACGUAUAAAAUGAAAUGUUACUUGUGUCAGCAACCGCACCCAAUAUAUAAAUGUACUGUAUUCCUAGCACUUGAUAUACCGUCUAGAAUAAGCAAGGUCAACGAGUUGAAAUUAUGUAAUAAUUGCUUAAAAAAAUCCGACCAUCAGGUAAAACAGUGUCCCGCAAGGAAAUGUGGAAAAUGCCAAAAACUACAUAACUCACUCUUACAUCAAGAAAAAGAAGCCAGCUCGGAAGAAGGAAAUAUACAAGGUAACGGAUCAAACGAUGCAGUAGUGGUAGCGCAUACUGUAGAUGCCGCUGAUACCGAUAAUCAAGUACUAUUGGCGACGGCAAUAAUAAAAAUAUCAAGUUCCGCAGGCAGAAAUAUACACGGCCGAGCAUUGUUAGAUAACGGCUCUCAAAGUAAUUUUAUUACGAACAAUUUGGUACAUAAACUUGGUCUUAAACGUCAUAAAGUAAAUAUACCGAUAUGCGGAAUAAGCGAGUCGAAGAACAAUAUAAAGUAUAAAGUAACAGCUGUCGUGCAAUCAUUAAAUAGUUCGUACGUAACAACAAUCGAGUUUUUAGUGUUAUCAAAAAUAACAGGUUCAUUACCACAUACACCUAUACGCGCCGUAAGCAUUCCAGACAACGUUAAUGUUGCAGACCCUUCAUUUAAUUGUCCGGGCAAUAUCGACGUUCUUAUCGGAGGCGAUACCUAUUGGGAUAUAAUGUGUAAUGAGAAAUUAAAAACCAAAGACGGUCCGUAUUUGCAAAACACAUUAUUCGGAUGGGUGGUUGUAGGCAAAACAUCAACACAAUUAAGUACAACAAAAUUAAAUUCGUGUCUACUAACAACUCAAAAUCAGUACCAAUUGCUGGAUAACAAAAUAGAGUUAUUUUGGAAAAUGGAGGAAUUAUCGUCGAAGCACAAUUUCACGGACGAAGAAAAAUCGUGUAUAACACAUUUUAACGAGAACCUCGCUCAAAAUGAGGACGGUAGAUUUAUAGUUAAAUUACCGUUUAAAGAAAAUUGUCAUCAGCUGGGUAACUCAUACACCUCAGCUCUACGUAGAUUUCUAUCAUUAGAAAAACGGUUAAUAAAGAAUCCCGAACUAUACAUGAAGUAUAUAAUGUUUAUGAGUGAGUACGAAAAUCUUAAUCAUAUGGAACGCGUUUAUGAUGCGGGCAGCGAUAAGCAGUUAAUCGAUUCCGCGAAAUAUUUUUAUCUACCGCACUCAUAUGUAAUUAACGAGCGUAGUCGAACGACAAAAUUACGCGUUGUGUUUGACGGGUCAGCAAAGACUAGUAGCGGCGUGUCAUUAAAUGACACACUAAUGAACGGACCAAAAAUACAACCAGACCUAUUGGAUAUCGUGGUACGUUUCAGAACACAUAAAUAUGCAUUUUCGGCGGAUAUAACGAAAAUGUAUCGUCAGGUGUUAGUUCACGAAGACCAUCGUGACUAUCAGCGUGUAUUAUGGAGAUCAGAUCCAAAUGAUGAAGUAAAAGUGUAUAGGCUAUGUACUGUUACUUACGGGUUGGCGCCAGCAGGUUUUUUAGCAAUAAGUUGCAUCAACCAUCUCGGCGAUAAGACCACUAACAUGAAGUUAAAAGAAAUAAUUAAAAAUGAUUUUUGUGUAGACGAUUGUCUUACCGGGGCAGAUUCGUUGUUGGAAGCAAUUGAAGUGCGCAACGAAUUAAUUUCGAUUAUGCGAGGUGGGGGAUUUGAACUAUCGAAAUGGACAACGAAUCAUACAGAUUUACUUCCGAAUCAUAAUAAAAAUGAAAUGACGACCGUACCAAUGGAUAGGGAAAGCGUGAAAACUUUAGGUUUAUACUGGGAGCCAAAAAGUGAUUGCUACACGUAUGUCGUACAAGUACCGGAAGUAAAAAGUGAAGUAACAAAAAGACACAUUCUUGCCGGCCUAGCAACGUUAUUUGACCCAUUAGGCUUAGUAGGCCCGAUAAUAUUGGUGGGAAAAAUAUUGUUACAAAGUUUAUGGCGCGAAAAAAUCGAUUGGGACAGCCCAGUUCCACAUCACAUACAACUGGAGUGGGAAACAUACAAUAAUUGUCUAAAUGAGCUCAAUUCGUUUAGUAUACCUCGGUGGCUGGGUUCCAACAAGAAUAAACAAAUAGAGAUACACGGAUUCGCUGAUGCGUCUAUGAAGGCAUAUGGUGCAUGUAUAUAUAUGCGCACAAUAGACACGGACGGCAUCGUUAAAUCGCAAUUAGUAUGUGCAAAGUCUCGUAUCGCGCCAGUAAAGGUUAUUUCAAUCCCCAGAUUAGAGCUAUGUGCAGCGCUUCUCUUAUCGCGUCUAAUAGACGUAAUUAUACCUGCACUUAAUCUGAGUAUAUUACGACGAUAUUUAUGGACGGAUUCGACUGUCACGUUAGAUUGGAUAUCCGCGGAGUCGAACAGGUGGAAGACGUUUGUUGCGAAUCGUGUAGGCGAAAUCCACACGUUGACCGAUCGCGCGGAGUGGGGGCAUGUGACGUCAAGCGAUAAUCCAGCAGACGUGUUGUCGCGUGGGUGUACGCCUAGCGAGCUAAAAUAUAACACUCAGUGGUGGCAUGGUCCAGCAUGGCUGGAGAGUAAUACGUUUAAAUGUUCAACUUCAUACGUAAAAAACAUUGAACAUGUUAAUGAUGUUCAAAGUGAGGAAAAGACCGCACUAAUCGUUGUAUGCACCUCACAAAAAGACGUGCCAUUAGAUAUCAAUAAAUAUUCGUCACUGACCAAAUUACUACAUGUCGUUUCGUAUUUAUUACGGUUUAAAAAUAAUGCGUUAUCGAAACGAAACAAUACCUCUCAUAGCGUCGGACCGUUGAAUGUAAACGAGGUCUUAAUGGCGACCAAAACUAUUAUAAAACUUAUACAACACGCACAUUUUUCGAUAGAGAUUGAAGAAUUAAAAAAUAAUCGUAAUGUGUCACAAAAAAGCAAAAUGAAUAAGUUAAACCCAUUUAUAGACGACGACGGAAUUGUGCGCGUAGGUGGUAGGUUGACAAACGCAACGGAUAUCGAUAACGAUCAACGUUUCCCAAUUAUAUUACCCUAUGAAACAACCUUUUUAAAAUUAAUUAUGCUACAUGAACAUAAAAAAUUAAUGCAUGCCGGACCACAUGCUACGCGGCUUGCCUCAGUGCGCAUGAAAUACUGGCCAAUCAACGGACGGAGAUGCGUAAGAAAAGUAAUACAUCAGUGCGUAACAUGUUUCAAAGCACGGCCAAAAAGUGUGUCGCCUAUUAUGGGCAAUUUGCCCAUGUUCCGAGUCGACCGUCCAAGUAGGUGCUUUGAAAACUGUGGUGUCGAUUACGCAGGUCCGUUCAUGUUAAAAUGCAGCAAUCGACGAAACGCCGCGGCUCAAAAGGCAUAUAUAUGCGUAUUUAUAUGUUUUGCAACAAAGGCGAUACAUUUGGAGUUAGUAUGUGAUUUGAGCACUGAUGCAUUUCUCGCAGCGCUAAAAAGAUUUAUAUCUCGCCGUGGUCUGUGCAAAAAUAUAUACUCCGAUAAUGCUACUUGUUUCAUAGGUGCAAAUAAUACAUUAAACGACUUGAAACUAUUAAUGUCAUCUGAAGGUCAUAAGGAUCGCAUUCAUCAGUUUAUGACCAAUCAUGAAAUUACAUGGCAUUUCAUUCCACCAAGAGCCCCACAUUUUGGCGUGCAAAUCGAAGCGUGUUUAAACUCACGACCGCUCACACCCUUAUCUACCGACCCCCUCGAUCUUUCCGUCCUUACUCCUGGCCAUUUUUUAAUAGGAGACUCACUUGUGUCAUUACCAGAACCCGACAUAAGUAAUGUAGCACAGAACUUGUUGUCACGGUGGAAAAAAGUUCAAAAUCUCGUGCAGCAAAUUUGGAGACGUUGGAGUGUUGAAUACCUGAGUCAACUCCAGGAACGUAAGAAGUGGGAUAAAUCUCGUGGUCCCUCGGUAAAAGUGGGCUCAAUGGUAAUAGUAAGGGAUACCAAUUUACCUCCGCUACAAUGGCACCUGGGCCGCGUAAUCGACGUGUUUCCGGGCAAGGAUGGUGUGGUGCGGGUUGCGAUGAUCAAUACAGCGAGUGGGCCAAAGAAAAGAGCUGUAAGAUUGUUAUGUCCAUUGCCAAUUCAAGACAAUGACGAUACAGAGCCAAAUGAUAAUAAUUAA